Molecule: messenger RNA, 1311 nt
Organism: Austrofundulus limnaeus
Lineage: Eukaryota; Metazoa; Chordata; Actinopteri; Cyprinodontiformes; Rivulidae
Product: ERC protein 2
Biological process (GO): maintenance of presynaptic active zone structure; neuromuscular synaptic transmission; regulation of synaptic plasticity
Cellular component (GO): cytoskeleton of presynaptic active zone
Molecular function (GO): structural constituent of presynaptic active zone
Source: RefSeq, a predicted model, not a curated record
AUCUGACCUUGACACGUUCCAUCCACUCAGACAUGAAAUAAGUUAUCCAUGUUCGGUUCAGAGAGUCUCAUUUCCACACGCCCCUGUUAAGGACCCUCUGGUGGCUACGCCGCUGAAUCACAGGACAUGUACGGCAGUGCCAGAGCUGUAGGUCAUGUAGAGAGCAGCCCUGUUCGAUCCCCGCGCCUUCCAAGGUCACCCAGACUGGGCCACCGAAGGGCACACAGUGGGAGCGGAGGCGGUGGUGGGGGCAAGACGCUGUCCAUGGAGAACAUCCAGUCCCUCAACGCUGCCUACGCCACUUCAGGGCCCAUGUACCUGAGCGACCACGAGGCCGUGGGCUCCACUGCCACCUACCCAAAAGGCACUAUGACUCUGGGCCGCGCCACCAGCCGGGCCAUGUACGGGGGCCGCGUCACGGCCAUGGGCAGCAGUCCCAACAUCGCCUCGGUGGGGCUGCCUCACGCUGACCUCCUGUCUUACAGUGACCUGGGCUCCCUCUCCAUGCUGCACCACCACCAUCACCACCAGGGGGUGCCCUCCGCCCUGCUGAGGCAGGCUGUGCGGGGCAGCGGCGGGGAGCUGCUGGAGAUGCAGGCCCAGCUCAGGGAAAUGCAGAGGGAGAACGAGUUGCUGCGGCGGGAGCUCGACCUGAAGGAGAGCAAGCUGGGAUCRUCCACCAACAGCAUCAAGAGCUUCUGGAGUCCCGAGCUGAAGAAGGAGAGGAUCAUGAGGAAGGAGGAGGCGGCUCGCACAUCCAUCCUUAAAGAGCAGAUGAGAGUCACUCAUGAGGAGAAUCAGCAUCUCCAGAUGACCAUCCAGGCCCUGCAGGAUGAACUGCGCACGCAGCGGGACCUCAACCACCUGCUUCAGCAGGAGAGCGGCAACCGCUCCGGCUCGGAACAUUUCACCACCAUCGAGCUGACGGAAGAGAACUUCCGCCGGCUGCAGGCUGAACACGACAGGCAGGCCAAGGAGCUCUUCCUGCUCAGAAAAACCCUGGAGGAGAUGGAGCUGAGGAUCGAGACCCAGAAGCAAACACUUGGAGCACGGGACGAGUCCAUCAAGAAGCUGCUGGAGAUGCUGCAGAGCAAGGGGCUGCCUCCGGGGCCGGGCAGGGCCUCCGAGGAGGAGGAACAGGAGCGAGCACGGAGGAUUGCUGAAGCAGAGGCUCAGCUUGGACACCUGGAAGUUAUUCUGGACCAGAAGGAGAAGGAAAACAUUCACCUGCGAGAGGAGCUGCACAGAAGGAAUCAGCUCCAUCAGGACCCAAGUAAAACCAAGGCACUGCAGACCAUUAUAGAGAUGAAA